UCAAACGCUUUAGAAUCUCCGGCCGAUCGCCGGAACCCUCUCUUUCUCUCUCUAAACUGAGAUUUCUUUAUACAAAAUAUUCGUAUUCAUUGUUAGAUCUCAAUAUAUUUCCGUUUCUUAUCACCAUCUUCUCUCUCUACAAUCCCAAUUUAUACUCCUUUCUCUCCGAUCUCAUCUUCUUGAUUUUGUUUUAUCAUCCGUGGAACCGAUGGAAGCGAUCGAGGAAUUGGCUCAGCUUUCCGAUUCGAUGCGACAAGCUGCCGCUUUGCUUGCCGAUGAAGAUGUGGAAGAGAACUCAUCGUCAUCUAAGCGCCAAUCGACUUUCCUCAACGUCGUUGCUCUUGGAAAUACUGGAGCAGGUAAAUCCGCUGUCUUAAACAGUCUAAUUGGGCAUCCUACUUUGCCGACUGGUGAAGGUGGUGCUACUCGUGCUCCCAUUUGCAUUGACUUGUCCACGGAUGGUAAUUUAAGUAGUAAAUCUAUUAUCAUGCAAAUUGACAGUAAGAACAAACAGGUUAAUGCAAGUGCUAUUCGGCAUUCUUUACAAGAUAGAUUGAGCAAAAGUCGUGAUGAAAUAUAUUUAAAGCUUAUCACGAGCACAGCACCACCUUUGAAAUUAAUUGAUAUGCCUGGAGUUGAAAAAGGAAGUUUGGAUGCUUCCCUGAGCAAAUAUGUUGAACACAAUGAUGCAAUACUGUUGGUGAUAAUAUCUGCUGCCCAAGCGCCAGAAAUUUCCUCAUAUAAAGCCCUUCGAUUGGCAAAAGAGUGUGAUGGAGAAUGUACCAGAACUAUUGGGGUAAUUAGUAAAAUAGAUCAAGCUGCUACUGAUCAGAAAGCUCUUGCAGCUGUCCAAGCCCUGUUAUCGGGUCAGGGACCAAGAAGUACAGUUGAUAUUCCAUGGGUUGCUUUGAUUGGACAGACUGUCACUAUAGCAUCUGCACAGUCAGGAAAUGUGGGAUCAGACAACUCAUUGGAAACUGCUUGGCGAGCUGAAACUGAAAGUCUAAAAUCUAUUUUACCUGGAGCCCCUCAGAGCAAACUUGGUAGACUAUCCCUAGUAGAAACUCUUGCUCAACAAAUACGCAGCCGUUUGAAACUCAGGCUUCCUAAUAUCCUUUCAGGGCUUCAAGGGAAGUCCCAGAUAGUACAGGAUGAAUUAGUAAGACUUGGUGAACAAAUGGUUAGCAGUUCAGAAGGUACAAGAGCUCUAGCAUUGGAACUAUGCCGUGAAUUUGAGGAUAAAUUUCUCCAGCACAUUACUUCAGGAGAGGGUAGUGGUUGGAAAGUGGUUGCAAGUUUUGAGGGAAACUUUCCUAAUAGGAUUAAACAACUUCCCCUGGAUAGACAUUUUGACCUGAACAAUGUCAAAAGGAUUGUCCUGGAAGCAGAUGGUUAUCAACCCUAUCUUAUAUCCCCAGAGAAAGGGUUGAGGUCCUUAAUCAAGGGUGUCUUGGAGUUGGCAAAAGAACCUGCUGGCCUUUGCGUUGAUGAGGUGCAUCGUGUGCUUGUGGAUAUUGUUUCAGCAGCAGCAAAUGGUACCCCAGGUCUUGGAAGAUAUCCUCCAUUCAAAAGAGAGGUUGUUGCAAUUGCAAGUGCCGCGUUGGAUGGAUUUAGGAGUGAAGCAAAAAGCAUGGUUGUCGCACUUGUAGACAUGGAGCGUGCAUUUGUUCCCCCACAACAUUUUAUCCGUUUGGUACAGAGGCGGAUGGAUAGACAAAGAAGGGAGGAUGAACUGAAAAACAAAUCUUCUAAAAAAGGCCCAGUUGCAGAGCAGUCCCUUUUAAAUAGAGCCUCUAGUCCCCAAACUGAAGACAAGCAAACUGGAGGGAGUUUAAAAUCAAUGAAAGAUAAACCUAACCCGCAAGAUAAGGAUGGACAGGAAGCCUCGGGUUUGAAGACUGCUGGGUCUGAAGGUGAAAUCACAGCAGGGUUUUUGUUGAAGAAAAGUGCAAAAAAGAAUGGGUGGAGUAAACGGUGGUUUGUGCUAAAUGUGAAAACUGGGAAGCUUGGAUACACCAAGAAGCAGGAAGAAAGACAUUUCCAUGGCGUGAUCAAUUUGGAGGAAUGUAAUAUUGAAGAGGUUCCCGAAGAAGAAGAAACCUCCUCAAAGAGUUCCAAGGACAAGAAGGGAAAUGCCCCAGAAGCGGGGAAACCCAGUCUUGUAUUCAAGAUUACAAGCAAGGUUGCUUACAAGACUGUUUUAAAAGCUCACAGUGCUGUUGUUCUAAAGGCAGAGAGUAUUGCUGAUAAAGCUGAAUGGUUAAACAAGUUAGGAAAUGUAAUCCAAAGUAAAGGAGGUCAGUUGAAGUCUGAGUCCAGUGCUCCAAUGCGGCAAAGUCUUUCUGACGGGUCUCUUGAUACAAUGGUAAGAAGACCCGCAGAUCCUGAAGAAGAACUUAGGUGGAUGGCCCAAGAAGUGCGAGGAUAUGUUGAAGCUGUUAUGAACAGCCUUGCCGCAAAUGUCCCUAAAGCCGUGGUCCUUUGUCAAGUCGAGAAAGCCAAGGAAGACAUGCUCAUUAAGCUUUAUAGUUCUGUCAGUUCUCAAAGUACUGCGAGGAUUGAUGAGUUACUACAGGAAGACCAAAAUGUAAAACGAAGAAGGGACCGAAUUCAGAAACAAUCGGCUCUUCUCUCUAAGCUCACUAGGCAAUUGAGCAUCCAUGAUAACCGUGCUGCUGCUGCAUCCAGCAUGUUGGAUAGUAGUGGUGGAACAGAAAGUAGCCCAAGAACCAACGGACAAUCUUCAGGCGAUGACUGGAGAUCUGCGUUUGAUGCUGCUGGUGGUGGUCGGUCAAGCUCGUUUGGAGGGUCGAAUGGUCACAGUCGUAGGAACAGUGACCCAUCAGAAAAUGGCGAUAUAAAGUCAAACAGCAGCAGCAGUAGCCGCCGCACUCCAAACCGACUCCCACCAGCUCCACCACCGUCAGGUUCAUCUUAUAAGUAUUAGGUUUUAAUCUGAAAAAAAAAGAAAGAAGAUUUGAUUAUUGGCUAUUAUUGAUUUUGAUUUCGAGUGUUUUGUCCUUUUAUUGAGCAUCCAUCUUUUAUACAUACAAAUAUAUAUACUAGUGGUGGUGGUGAUAGUAAGUCCUUGUAGAUAUAGAUGAAACUGGGCAAUUUUUACUUACAGUGAGUGAUUGAUUUUGAGUCUUAUUCCAAAAUGUAGUACUAGUAGUAGUAUUCAUUCUUUUUUUUUUACUCAGGCUCUCUCUGUUUGUUGCAGUUUUUAUCUUUGAUGGACAUUUUUGUAAUAAUGCUACCUGCAUACUGUAAUCCUUAUCUCCUUUCUCUUCUUUUACAAGAGUGUUCUUGAUUUUUUAACCUUAUUUGACCA
Molecule: messenger RNA, 3331 nt
Organism: Impatiens glandulifera
Lineage: Eukaryota; Viridiplantae; Streptophyta; Magnoliopsida; Ericales; Balsaminaceae
Product: dynamin-2A-like
Exons: 22
Coding region: 209-2947 (912 amino acids)
Cellular component (GO): microtubule; membrane; cytoplasm
Molecular function (GO): GTPase activity; GTP binding; microtubule binding
Source: RefSeq, a predicted model, not a curated record